Messenger RNA from Coregonus sp. 'balchen', 21639 nucleotides. The record is from the annotation of a GenBank genome assembly. NCBI's taxonomy places the organism in Eukaryota, Metazoa, Chordata, Actinopteri, Salmoniformes, Salmonidae.
AUGGCUGUUCAGCUCAAGCGCCAUGCAUCAUGGGCCGGGUUGGGGAUGUGUGAGCCCUGCGGGAGGGGUCUGGACCUGGGCCAGUUUGUCAACAUCAAGCAUCUUAGCCUCCCCAGAUCAAACCCAGGAGCAGGGACAGAGUCAGAGGCCAUGGUCAGGACCGACGGGUCGGGUUGGCUUCAGAGUUACUGGGUCAGCCAAGCCAAGCAGCUCCUCAUAAGAGCUAGCCUACUUCUCUCUUUCUAGCAGUUAGCCUACAUCUCCGACCAUGCUCUGAAACCCCUGUGUACUUAUGUAAUAUAAUGAACAAAAAGAUUUGGGUCUUCUUUUUUGUGUCGCUGAAGUGUAAUUGAGGUUGCGUUAUGCAGUUCUGUGCUACGUCACAACCUACUUCUGGGGUAUUGUAAUCUUCCUAGGGAAAGUAAAACCAUCCCAUGAUGUAGCCCAGUGAGCACCACCUGACACUGAAGUCCAUGGACGUUGAAAUUUGUUCCGUCCGCCCUGGCGUUGAUUUCAAUGUCCAGUCGUCCACAGAUGUCGUUUUUUGGCCCGGUCCGGCCAUGAUUUCAACGUCCACAGACAUAGACGUAUAAUGGCUCUCAUGAGUUACUGAGCUGAGCUCCACAUGAAGACAGAUUACCGUUACCCCUUCACCCCCUAACCCCUGCCCAUACUGGUUAGUGGUUAGAUUGGGGAGUAACUGGUUACUCUGCGCUAGGUUACACUUAAUAUCAGGAGAGGGGUAGUAUGAAGUCAUACUGCAUGGGAGACUAGUCUUGGGGAUGGUGUGUCUUUUUUAUAAAAAAAAGCAUGUUUUAACAAGCCCCAGUAUAUGGAUGGAAACCUAAAGAAAGUAAUUUAAUAUUCCAACCCACACGCACACAAACAUACCACUGUCUAUAGAAUUGCCAGCUUCAGAUCUGUAUGUCUUCCUUCCAUUGAGGCAUUGGAUGUAAGGCAGAUUUACAGCGUAUCAUUAGUGCUCCUGCCUUAAGCCAUUUACCCUAUUCCAGUUAUCGUCACGUGUUUGCUUCACCAUAGUCCAUUAGACUUGCAAAUGCAAACAGUUUGAGCACCAUAUGUUCAUAGAUUUGGUAUUCUAGGCCCUCCUAUAAACUAUUGGAAUAGCCUAGCUGCGGUUUGGAUCCUACCUGUGUGUUGCUUUAUAAUAUUCACUAUAAUACAAGUUUGACUCUUGCUCUGAUUUUGUUUUAACCACUUGAGCUUGUUGUGGUCCUCAAAAGCUUUUGGUGGUGAUGAUGAACUAGCGGUUCUAAGGACAAGAUUGGUAACCGUAACAACAACAACCAACCUAGUUUCAAAACCCAGUACCCCACAACCUGAGGUUACAAUGAAAUGACACAUCCACAGUAUGUAAGUGAGCUAAGCUUUCCUCUCAGUUUAGGUAGGAUAGCACAGUACACCUGUACUUGUUGUCAGUGUGUGUUGCGGACCUGUGUUCAAAUAUUUAAAAUACUUUUUCUGUGUAUUUGAGUAUUUUCAAAUAUACAACCCAAAACAAGUACUUUUAUUUUAAUAAUUGAAUGGUUAAUUGUAAAAAAUUAAAUAAAAAGUCUACCAAACAGUAUUUUCGAAUACUUAUUUCAAAUACUAUUUUCAAAUACAUGGGUUAAAUGCAUGGGAGUAUAUUUGAGUCCAUACAUUUGAGUAUUUUCAAAUACUUUCUAAGUGUAUUUCCACACACAUUAAAAUAUUUAACUACUUGUCUUUUCAAAAGAUAUCUGAAUACUUACUUUGAAUGUAUGUGAAAGUAAUUGAGAUAUUUGAAAUAGUAUUUGAACCCUGAGACCGAAUCCACAAAGCAUCUCAGAAACAUCUUUAAAACCUGUUUCAAGACAACAACAAAAACUCCCAGCUCAGAGUAGGUUUUAGAAUGUUGUUAAGACACUGCCCUGACAAACUCUGAGCCAGGAGUAAAAUCAACUCAUAAACAUUUAUCUCAGCUCGUAAUCACGACAGUUUGAGGUACCGCAAAGGAAAGUUAGUGAUGACGCUCAUUGACAUUGUUGCAAAUGAUGGGGAAUAACCAAUCGCGAUGAGCCAUCGCCAUUCGCCAGCUGUGAACUCUGGUCUAUAGCACGCUUCAGACAACCACGGUGAAUGUUACUGUACAUCAAAUGUUGCAAUGGUCAGGGACGGACUGGGACCAGAAAUCGGCCCUGGCAUUGCUAUCAUACCAGGCCAUUUAUACCCUCAAGGGAAACAGUGAUUAUUUUCCGCAAACUCCCAAUUUAGACAGGCCCACUGGGAUGACAAUGGACCAUCCCAUCUGGCAAUGGUAAAACGUUUGAUAUAAUUUUCGCCUGACAAGAUCGCUUUGCCUACUCUUAAUUAUUGCCUAAUAUGUUGGCAUGCAUAUUAAUUUUUUUAACCAAUUCUGAUGAUUGUUAAAAGUGGAAUUUUGAUCAUAUUACGUUAGAUCAACACAUGUCACUCCCGUUUAAAAUCUCCAAAUCGCUUUGGCACAGUAGGCAUCAACUCACUUGCCUAUAAUGUUGCAUAUAACGUUUGAAAGGUAGAUCAUUUUCAUCGAACACAAUCAAAGUUUACAUAAGCCCUAAAUACCUUCAAUUGCCCAACUUUGGAAUGCCCAAUUUAGGCAUCUUUUUUUACAACGUGAUGCUGUGCUCCAAAGGGGUAACUUGAAAUAACAUGAUUUAGGUCAUUAAAUAAUCAAAGAAAAAAAUGUGUUUAUUUAUUAGCCUAGUGGUGUAAAGUAUUUAGGCAUAUCAUGUGAAAUAGGCCUCAUGACAUCGACAUCGCUGUCAAAAGUGCAAGAGAUACUGUUGCGUGUAGGUCUAGAUUAUUCAUGUUUUGAUCAUAAAGAAAUAUCAAACAUUAUUUUAACAACUCCAAUGCAAUUGCAUGUGGCGCUGGAACCACUGACUCGCUGCAUUUCUUUUAUCAAGACACCUGCUGGUAACUCUUAACUGUUUAGGACAGCUCAUGAGGUGUCCUAAAUAUCUGUCAACUAAGUGUGACUCUUAUGGCGUAAAGGGUCUCUAUUCUCAGCUGUUAUGUCCUAGAGUCCUAGAGGUGUGGGGGAGUUCUCUUCUCCAGCCCUGGGCUGUUUGGUGUCAGGUGAAGCCUGUCCUGUCCUGUACUGAAAAGAGAGCUCAUGCCAUGGUUACCUAGUUUGCAUCUUUUCCAUGUUUCCAUGUUGCUAGGCCGUCCAGGCUGUUUCCUAGAAUGUAUUAUGAGUGGCUUUUUGACGAAUGAAGAGAAAUCAUCUGUUUCAACAUUGAAAAGUGGUGAUAUUGGAUUCUCUGCAUUGCUAUUAGUAGUUAAUUUCCAUUGACUUCGGUUAAUAAGUAGCCUAACCCUCAGCUAAUGGGCUAAAUGUGAGGUUUUUAGUGUAUUUGCUCAAUUCAGGUCCUAGCCACUAUCUUCCAUUAACUAGAACCCUGAGGCAUCCUGUUCAGAAACUGUGUGUAGCUAAAUACUGUUGUUAAUGUUACUGCUUACUGCCAGGGAAGAGCCUAGAGGGUGGACAGGAUGGACAGACAGACUUCCUCACCAUGUGAAAAGGACAAACAUUUUGUCCUGUUUUCAUCCUGGGCUCAGUCAGUGAAUGACAGCACUUGCAUAAGCAGAAUAACUGCCAUACCAGCAAAAUCUAUUUAAAAAAUGUUGUUGCAGAACUGCUACUCAGAGUCAUUAAAUAAAUUGCGAAAUAAUCACGUGGCAAUUAUUGGAUGCUAUGUAGAGCUAUAAAUGUCUUCGAGCAAGAGUGUUCAUUGACCUCAACUGAAAAGUCCAUCGACGUGCCCUCCUUAGUUGCACAGUGAGGUCUUGGGAAAGAGAGAUUCAGGCCCAGGGUAACUGAGUGUGAGGGGAUUGUUUCUCUGCAUGGGGUAAUGUAGGUCUGGUCUGGUUGCUGCUGGGGUGACUGGGUUCACCAUCCACAGUCUCCGAGCACAGCAGAGAGAGAGAGGUUAGGAAGUGAACGGAGGAGACUUAGACCAGCUCUGACCUGUCUGUCUGUCAGUAACUGUACGGUUGGGGCCUCCGGUGCUAGCAGGAUGUCACCUGGAAAAGAGAGCAUCAUCCUGAUAUUACAUUUUCAAUUUGGAAUUCUUCCCUUCGUCUGAAAUGUAAAUGCUUUUAAAUGGAGAAAGCCCACAGAUGAAAACAGGCCAGCAAAUUUCCUGUUGUCAUUUGUGAAAUUCUUCUUUGUUUUUGUUCAGUUUGUUCAAUGUAUUACAGAAUGUAGGCUAAAGUGGUAUGUCUCAGAAAAUGUGAGAAGACAGACUCUUAGAACAUCCAUAGAAUGUAUAGGAAUUUGUUCAGUUGGGACCUCAAUACAGCCCUUUGAAUGUGGCCUUAACCUGUUUUUGACUGCAUCCCAGCCUACAUUUAGUCAGUAUGUUUUACAUUUAGUCAGUAUGUUUUACAUUUAGUCAGUAUGUUUUACAUUUAGUCAGUAUGUUUACUUCCACAGUGAAUAUAAACAAUAGGAGGUGAUGCCAGGAUAUUAAAGCAAUAGUUUAACAUUUUCCAGUUUUAUUGUCACAUGCAGUGUUACAGUACAGUGAAAUGCCUUUCUUGCAAGCUCUGACCCCAACAAUGCAGUAAUCAAUAACUAUGUAAUACAAAAAAUAACAAGGUAGAACAAAAACACAUGAGAUAUAGAAAUUAGAACAGGAUAAAGUAAGCAUACUAUAUACAGGGUCAGUUCCAGAACCAUAUUUACAAUGUGCAGGGAUACUGGAUCGAUAGAGAUACAGUGAGGGAAAAAAGUAUUUGAUCCCCUGCUGAUUUUGUACGUUUGCCCACUGACAAAGAAAUGAUCAGUCUAUACAUUUAAUGGUAGGUUUAUUUGAACAGUAAGAGACAGAAUAACAACAAAAAAAUCCAGAAAAACGCAUGUCAAAAAUGUUAUACAUUGAUUUGCAUUUUAAUGAGGGAAAUAAGUAUUUGACCCCCCUCUCAAUCAGAAAGAUUUCUGGCUCCCAGGUGUCUUUUAUACAGGUAACGAGCAGAGAUUAGGAGCACACUCUUAAAGGGAGUGCUCCUAAUCUCAGCUUGUUACCUGUAUAAAAGACACCUGUCCACAGAAGCAAUCAAUCAAUCAGAUUACAAACUCUCCACCAUGGCCAAGACCAAAGAGCUCUCCAAGGAUGUCAGGGACAAGAUUGUAGACCUACACAAGGCUGGAAUGGGCUACAAGACCAUCGCCAAGCAGCUUGGUGAGAAGGUGACAACAGUUGGUGCGAUUAUUUGCAAAUGGAAGAAACACAAAAUAACUGUCAAUCUCCGUCGCCCUGGGGCUCCAUGGAGUUGCAAUGAUCAUGAGAACGGUGAGGAAUCAGCCCAGAACUACACGGGAGGAUCUUGUCAAUGAUCUCAAGGCAGCUGGGACCAUAGCCACCAAGAAAACAAUUGGUAACACACUACGCCGUGAAUGACUGAAAUCCUGCAGCGCCCGCAAGAUCCCCCUGCUCAAGAAAGCACAUAUACAAGCCCGUCUGAAGUUUGCCAAUGAACAUCUGAAUCAUUCAGAGGAGAACUGGGUGAAAGUGUUGUGGUAAGAUGAGACCAAAAUCGAGCUCUUUGGCAUCAACUCAACUCGCCGUGUUUGGAGGAGGAGGAAUGCUGCCUAUGACCCCAAGAACACCAUCCCCACCAUCAAACAUGGAGGUGGAAACAUGCUUUGGGGGUGUUUUUCUGCUAAGGGGACAGGACAACUUCACUGCAUCAAAGGGAUGAUGGACGGGGCCAUGUACCGUCAAAUCUUGGGUGAGAACCUCCUUCCCUCAGCCAGGAUAUUGAAAAUGGGUCGUGGAUGGGUAUUCCAGCAUGACAAUGACCCAAAACACAUGGCCAAGGCAACAAAGGAGUGGCUCAAGAAGGAGCACAUUAAGGUCCUGGAGUGGCCUAGCCAGUCUCCAGACCUUAAUCCCAUAGAAAAUCUGUGGAGGGAGCUGAAGGUUUGAGUUGCCAAACGUCAGCCUCGAAACCUUAAUGACUUGGAGAAGAUCUGCAAAGAGGAGUGGGACAAAAUCCUUCCUGAGAUGUGUGUAAACCUGGUGGCCAACUACAAGAAACGUCUGACCUCUGUGAUUGCCAACAAGGGUUUUGCCACCAAGUACUAAGUCAUGUUUUGCAGAGGGGUCAAAUACUUAUUUCCCUCAUUAAAAUGCAAAUCAAUUUAUAACAUUUUUGACAUGAGUUUUUCUGGGUUUUUUCUCUCACUAUUCAAAUAAACCUACCAUUAAAAUUAUAGACUGAUCAUUUCUUUGUCAGUGGGCAAACGUACAAAAUCAGCAGGGGAUCAAAUACUUUUUUUCCCUCACUGUAGAUAUGUAUAGGGGUAAGGUGACUAGGCAUCAGGAUGUAUGAUAAACAGAGUAGCAGCAGCGUAUAUGAUGAUUGUACAUGAGUGGGUGUGUGUAGAGUCAGUAUAAAUGUAUGUACAUAUUAUGUGUGUGAGUAAAUUAUGAAGUGAGUGCUUGUAUGUGUGUUGGAGUGUCAGUGUGCGUGAGUGUGUAGGGCCCUGUGAGUGUGCAUAGAGACCAGUAGCCUUGACAGUAUGGGUAGGCUCUGAAAAUAAGAAUAAAAUACAACGGUCAACUCAGAUAGUCCGUGUAGCCAUUUUGUUAGCUAUUUAGUUAGCUAUUUAGCAGUCUUAUGGCAUUGGGGAGAGAAGCUGUUCAGGAGCCUUUUGGUGUCAGACUUGAUGCGCCUGUACCGCAUGCCGUGCGGAAGCAGAGAGAACAGUCUAUGGCUUGGGAGGUUGGAGUCUUUAACGAUUUUCCGGGCCUUCCUGUCACACCGCCUGAUUAUAGAGGUCCUGGAUGGCAAGGAGCUCGGCCCCAGUGAUGUACAGUGGAGAAAAAAAGUAUUUAGUCAGCCACCAAUUGUGCAAGUUCUCCCACUUAAAAAGAUGAGAGAGGCCUAUAAUUUUCAUCAUAGGUACACGUCAACUAUGACAGACAAAAUGAGAAAAAUAAUUCCAGAAAAUCACAUUGUAGCAUUUUUAAUGAAUUUAUUUGCUAAUUAUGGUGGAAAAUAAGUAUUUGGUCAAUAACAAAAGUUUCUCAAUACUUUGUUAUAUACCCUUUGUUGGCAAUGACACAGGUCAAACGUUUUUUGUAAGUCUUCACAAGGUUUUCACACACUGUUGCUGGUAUUUUGGCCCAUUCCUCCAUGCAGAUCUCCUCUAGAGCAGUGAUGUUUUGGGGCUGUCGCUGGGCAACACGGACUUUCAACUCCCUCCAAAGAUUUUCUAUGGGGUUGAGAUCUGGAGACUGGCUAGGCCACUCCAGGACCUUGAAAUGCUUCUUAUGAAGCAACUCCUUCGUUGCUCGGGCGGUGUGUUUGGGAUCAUUGUCAUGCUGAAAGACCCAGCCAUGUUUCAUCUUCAAUGCCCUUGCUGAUGGAAGGAGGUUUUCACUCAAAAUCUCACGAUACAUGGCCCCAUUCAUUCUUUCCUUUACACGGAUCAGUCGUCCUGGUCCCUUUGCAGAAAAACAGCCCCAAAGCAUGAUGUUUCCACCCCCAUGCUUCACAGUAGGUAUGGUGUUCUUUGGAUGCAACUCAGCAUUCUUUGUCCUCCAAACAUGACGAGUUGAGUUUUUACCAAAAAGUUAUAUUUUGGUUUCAUCUGACCAUAUGACAUUCUCCCAAUCCUCUUCUGGAUCAUCCAAAUGCACUCUAGCAAACUUCAGACGGGCCUGGACAUGUACUGGCUUAAGCAGGGGGACACGUCUGGCACUGCAGGAUUUGAGUCCCUGGCGGCGUAGUGUGUUACUGAUGGUAGGCCUUUGUUACUUUGGUCCCAGCUCUCUGCAGGUCAUUCACUAGGUACCCCCGUGUGGUUCUGGGAUUUUUGAUCACCGUUCUUGUGAUCAUUUUGACCCCACGGGGUGAGAUCUUGCGUGGAGCCCCAGAUCGAGGGAGAUUAUCAGUAGUCUUGUAUGUCUUCCAUUUCCUAAUAAUUGCUCCCACAGUUGAUUUCUUCAAACCAAGCUGCUUACCUAUUGCAGAUUCAGUCUUCCCAGCCUGGUGCAGGUCUACAAUUUUGUUUCUGGUGUCCUUUGACAGCUCUUUGGUCUUGGCCAUAGUGGAGUUUGGAGUGUGACUGUUUGAGGUUGUGGACAGGUGUCUUUUAUACUGAUAACAAGUUCAAACAGGUGCCAUUAAUACAGGAAACGAGUGGAGGACAGAGGAGCCUCUUAAAGAAGAAGUUACAGGUCUGUGAGAGCCAGAAAUCUUGCUUGUUUGUAGGUGACCAAAUACUUAUUUUCCACCAUAAUUUGCAAAUAAAUUCAUAAAAAAUCCUACAAUGUAAUUUUCUGGAAAAAAAAUGCUCAAUUUGUCUGUCAUAGUUGACGUGUACCUAUGAUGAAAAUUAAAGGCCUCUCUCAUCUUUUUAAGUGGGAGAACUUGCACAAUUGGUGGCUGACUAAAUAAUUUUUUCCCCCAAUGUAGUAGUAGUAGUAGCCUAGGAAGCCUAGUAGCCAAACAUAGGCUAGCUAUUAAUAAAUUAGAAAAUAUGACCAUGCUAUGUAAUGCAGCUUGAAGUGGAGAACAUUCUGACCUGCUUUUAGUAUGUACGUCUCUGCAAUAAGCCCACUCAGGUUACCCUCUGUGACUCCGCAAACUCCGGUCACUCUCUAAGCUGAAAUUUCCAUAACAAUUGUUCAUUUUAUGAUAAAAGCACAACAUUUGGCAGAGAGGUAGAUUCAAUAGCGGAGAUGACCACACAUGCCUGGUUUGCUAAGUUCGCCGUAUUGUACAUUGCUCUUCCUUACUCUUUUUUGUAUUAAAAACUCUGUGGAUAGUGCUAAAACAAGGACAUCAUCUUUAUGCACAUUCGCCAUUCACCUAGUACAUCCUGCAAAUAUUGCUUGUAUCACAAUCUGAACGAUUAUUAACCCCACUACUGAGUCUUUGAGUCAGUGAAUGUGACAGAACCAAUGUCAUGGCCUUAUGUUUCCAUCCCUAGGAUUGGCUCUAGCACUAACUCUGUUUACUAGCCUGGUGCCUCAUUUAUCAGCCGUGAGUACAUUUCGUACUAAAUUCUAGCCAACGUGGAGAUUCUAGGAUUUGCGUGCGCCACAAAUUAUUGGGAUUUAUCAAACUGUCGCACGCAACAUAAAUCAGAGCCAUAUUAUAUUUGUGUGGUCAUGAACAAGCACUACAACCCCGCCUGAAACUCCCUCCAUUUACCUUUAAUGGUAACAAAAACGUGCUCAUUUGCUGUAUGAUUUGGAGAUGUAACUGGGCCAUUAUAGUUCCUAAAAGAAAGUGCAAUGGUAAAUCUGAUCACAUUUCUGUGGAGGCGUGGGCAGAAUGUUGCAGUGACUUUUCCAAACUAAAAAUGCAUGCCGCCUAGCGAGUGCCAAACACUGGCCGCGCAUUCUGCAAGAUCGAUUGUCCUUUCAAACAAUUUAAAAGUAAAUGCUACAGCCCACACGUCUAUGCAAAAGACAAGCUGUUGUUCAAUAUUGUGUUUAUCAAAACAUGAUUGUGUUUCUAUCUCCUGCCUUGGUAUAGGCUCUGAAAUGAAAUAGGCUAGGCUAUGAUGUCGCGCUCCUAAUAUCGCACAGUAAUACUGUAGCCUACCUAUACUGUCAAGGCUACUGGUCUAUUUACUUUCGAUCAUGCUUGGCUAUUGAAUGAGCGAUUUGAUAAAUGGUAGCAUACUAUUUGUUGUGUAGUGGGAAUAAUUUAAACCAGUUAUGUCAGAAAAGGGGAGACGUCCUGCAAUAUGAUUAUGAAUUAGGCCUAUAUAAUAAAAGUAAAAUGAACAUAUUAAGUGACAUACUGCUAUGUGAUCUCCUUACCAACGGCAAAUACAUCUGUUUUAUUAUUAGGCCUAAGUUUGAAUGUUUCUGUUAUCUUACCAUUAUUAUCAUUCCAGUGCAUCAAACACCUCCCAUUUCCCCCAAACGAACAAUAAGCAUAUUUGCUUGCAAAACAGUUGAUCAACCUUCUAGAAGUUGUGAGCAUGGUUUGAGAUUUGCGUCGAGCUACGCACGCUUUCCCGUCAAGUUCAACAUUCAUAAAUACCAACCUUUGCCGGAAAACUGGCGCAUGCAAGGUUUUAGAGGAUUUGUUUGUGUGCACGCAACUUGAUAAAUGAGGCCCCUGGUCCCAGAUUUGUUUUUGCUGUCUUCCCAGCUCUUAUUGUUGUUGAGUUGGCAAGGCAGCACAAACAGAUCUGGGACCAGGCUAUCUGCUCCCUGCCUCAGCGGAGAUCUCCUUAGCAGCUGUUUCCUCUUGACAAUGACUUGCGUUAUCUGUUCCCAUACACAAAAAAAAAAAUUAUGCACGCAUGACUGUAAGUCGCUUUGGAUAAAAGCGUCUGCUAAAUGGCAUAUUAUGUAUUAUAUGAUAUAUUAUAUAUUAUUAUUAUUAUUAUAUUAUAUUAUAUAUAUAUUUAUAACUGGAGACUGCCACACCCUCCAUGCUUAGGACAAUAUCAUUUGAUUUCAGUUUAUUUAAAUUUUUACAGGGACAUUGCACAUUUAAUCAAUGUUUCAGUAAAAGUGCCGGUUUUAGCCAGCCGGCUAAUUCUCAACCGCAGUCCCUGGGCAGGUUAUUAAAAACAAUUACAAUACAGACAAACAAUGAGCAGUGAGCAACAUGCAGAGCAACGUAGGACAAGCAACACGUAGACUUGUUUUUGAUAGCUCGGAAGGAUUUGUUGGGUAUACUAUUCGCGUUCACUGAUGUGGGGCCUAGUCUUAUUUAUGGUGUUAUUAUAGACACCAGUGAUUUUGGACUGCGACGGGUUGUCAUCACAAACUUGAUCUGUUUGUACAAUCUGGAAUAAUAUAAUUAGUCUAGCAGGCAGCCUGGGGAGAGGAGGGAUUCCUCAAAGGGAAAAGAAGAGGAGUAUAAAUUGAGGCGUGACCCAGGCUCUUCCCCUGGGUGGAAUGGAAAAGAGAACUCCAAGACCUUAAAACCUGGAAUCCGUAAUGGUGAAACAGCCACGUCCGUCUGCGAUAUUUCAACAACAAACACCGUUUUUUCCCUCUGACAUCAUUGCACGCGUGAUAGAAGAGCACAAUAUAUACUGGAAUUUUGUUUACAAUGUUACUCCUUAGCUCGGCAACAAAAACGAUAACAGCGGUGUUGGGGCGGCCAGUGUCGCUGUUCCCCCACUACUGCUGAUUCCAUCUUUAAGGAAGGGAUUGACAUUCAAGUCUGGAAAUUAUUUUUUGGUUGCCCUAAGAUUAUGAUCACUUGUCAUAUUUUGCCUGCCUUUCACAUAGGGGAGGAAUCAGAAAUAUCAGCACUGGAAUUCUCUCAAAGCAGGCUCAACUUGCCAUAAAUACUGUAAAUUGUCAGUCUUUCACUUAAACAAUGGGAGGAACCAGAAAGAUCAGUAACAAAAUCAUCAGCCCAAUGCUUCUUAUCUCUAUAAUUUCUCUGAUCAAAGGGCACUGGCUGACUCUUGCACAAUGGCCCUGUGGUGGGUGGGUGGUUGGGUGGGUGUGUGUGUGCGUGGGUGUUCUUCCACUGCCGUUGCUUGUUUUUCCUCUCCCAAUCUCAUGUUUGCUUAGUUCCUAUGAUAAGAAUAAAGGCCGGAAACAAUAUUUCUUCAGCUCCAUCCUUUGUUUAUUUAUUCCAAGGAGGGUUCCUAGAGUGAGGGUUGUUAUGGCCAUGGUGGUAGACUAAUGCCUGCUGGGACCCAGAAAGAGAUCAGACAAGCAGAGCAGCUCCAUGGGUCUAGAUGUCGGCUAAGACCGGCGGCACUGUUGUUGUUCGCACCUCUAUUAGACUGGCUUCUGUUAGUCCCUGUAGUAAUUUACCUGCACCCGUAAACAAGAGGAAUAAGCACAUUCCCCACUGGACACAGACGUUAGUUCAACGUCUAGUUUUCAUUUACAUUUGGUUGAGUUGUCAACUAAUGUGAAUUCAUUGUGAAAGCAACAAAAAUAUUCACCAUGUCAUUUGGAUUAAGGUUGGAGGUUAGGUGAAAAAACAAUGAAAUGCUAUGUUGAUGACUUUUUGCAAAUCCAAUCAGUUUUCAGAUUGAUUCAAUGUCAUCACAGAUGACGUGGAAACAACGUUGAUUCUACCUGUUUUUGCCCAGUAGGUCUUCUCUUUUAAAAUAUAUUUGAUCUAGGUGGCUAUUCUGGUCCGGCAAUAUCAUUAUUCAAAAGGGCUGAUAUAACAUAGCCUAGACUAAAUCAUGUUUUUUUUGUAAUGAGGAACUGUAAGGGUUAUUUUUACAUAUCUGUUAGAAGGACAUGGUCUGUAGUGUGUAUUUGGUGUUGAAAUAAGACUCAAGUGUUUUCCUGAUCAGUGCUUCCUCUUUCCUCAGUCUCUCUUCCUGCUCGUUUGCACUACAGUGCUCUUCACUACUGGUCUAGGUGGUGUUUAGAUCAAGCCUCUGGAAAAUUCUAGUUUACUGUAUUCUCUAAUACGUUGGUUAGGAUUCAGAUAUUAAGGUCACUCAUCCUCGUCCUUUAGGACUGUCAUGUGUAGAUAAACAUGGCCUAUUCCACAGGAUCAGUCAAAGUCUAGAGCAGAGGAUACGUUUGUGUGUUUGUUUAGAUAAAUACUCUGAGGACAAAAAGAGUCACACCUGACUUCUUAACCCAGAAACGAAGCGUAAUGCAGAAAACUAUCUGAUGUAUGUAUACAAAAGCCUAUAGGCUUAAUCGCUUUUACUUACUCACCUCUUUUCUUUGUUGACAUGCAUUGUUCAUAGUAAUUCAUAAAACCUGAUUUUUUUUAAAUUGUUUUUUUAGCGUGGCAGCCGGAAGAGGAGUGCCUCACGUCACCUCACACUCUAGCAACAUUUCCCAUGUAACAACAAAGCCUGUGUGAACAGUUAAAUAUUGCUGUUAUUGUUCGUAUACUGUAAUUUAAUACGUACCCUAACCCUCAACUCUCUCUGUCCUGCAGCUUGGGUGGGCUCCCUCUCCAUGGGGAUGAUCUUCUUCUGUUCUCCCAUCGUCAGCGUCUUCACAGACCUGCUGGGCUGCAGGGUGACAGCCGUGGGCGGAGCCGCCGUGGGCCUGGUGGGACUGCUGGCCAGCUCCUUCGUCACGUCAGUACUUGUAUAGCUACCCUCCUCUUCAUCAACCACUCUGAUGUGUUGUGUCUAAAUGCUGUCGGGCGUUGGUGUGCCAGGGACUUUUUUAUACUAAAGUCCUCCCUACACGUGGUGGGUGUGUGUGGAUGUGGAUGUGUGUGUGUGUGUGUGUGUGUGUUAACAAGAUAAAGGACAUACAGGAGCUCAGCCUGCUCUCAGGUCCUCUCUUUCUAGACGUCUCACGGGAUGGCACAAUACCAAACUCUCAACCAUUAAUCUACGUUAAUCCGCGCACACACACACACACACACACACACACACACACACACACACACACACACACACACACACACACACACACUACUACAAUAAUAAUAGUUGGCUCAGUGUCAGUCAGUAAGGCUAUGGCCUGCCUUUGAACAACACCUAGAAAAACCCCUCUGGAUCUGCUCUCUGGGUGGUCUACUUUUGAUUCCCUUUGUCACAAUCAAAGUAAUUCUAGCUUUUUUUUAACCCAUUAUCUGUCUAAAAUAAGGGAACAUUACUACAGGUGACAGAUCACUGGGUCAAAGUAGAUGUACAGUGAAAGUAUUGUUAAAGGCCAUAAAUGAAUACCACAGCUGUGUUUUAUCUAGGAUCAGCCCUGUAGUGGAGUGAGAAGUGAGUAAACAUUAGCGCUCUUGUCUUGAUGACCGUAGCCCUCUGAGAGACCUGUCAUUAGCGUUAGUCUAAACUCCUGCGUGCUGUUGGCUCACAGAGGACUGGGAGGUAAACAAACACACAGGACUGACAUGACUCAGUCAGCAUAGUGAGUGGACACACACCCUGGGAGUGAGGAUGUAACUGAUACCCUCCAGGUGUUGGAAGUUGAACCAGGCUAGCAAGUUCACAGCAGCUCAAUCAUCUUCACCCUGGUGUUUGGUUUGUUUUCCAGACUCUCAAGUGAGUCAGACUUGAGAACUUGUUUAGCUAGACCCUCUAUUGAGUCAAGUUCAUAGCGCUUGUUUUUUCUGUGUAUGAAAUUUAAGCAGGUGUAAACAUAAACAUGACCGUGGGGAACUCCCAUCCUAUCCUAUCCUAUCCUGUCUCUCUUCUACUCUCUGGCCCCACAGGUCCCUGGGUCCCAUGUACUUCACCUACGGCAUCGUGUUCGCCACGGGCUGCUCCUUCGCCUACCAGCCCAGCCUGGUGAUCCUGGGACACUACUUCAAGAAGCGCCUGGGCCUUGUCAACGGCAUCGUGACGGCCGGCAGCUCUGCCUUCACCGUCACCCUGCCCUUCCUCCUGUCUGGCCUGCUGGAGAAGGUGGGCCUGCAGAACACCAUGAGGGUCCUCAGCAUCCUCAUGUUCAUCCUCAUGCUGGCUGGGCUAACCUACACUCCCCUGCUGCCCAAGCCUGUCAGCAGCAACAAGCAAGGCAGCCGCUGCCCGUCCAUGAGCAAGCUGUUCAAUGUCAACAUCUGGAAGUCUCUGGGCUACCGGAUCUGGGCCUUCGGCAUCCCGGCAGCCCUCUACGGAUACUUUGUGCCUUACGUUCACCUGGUGAGUUGUUUUGUUUUUCAGUGGUGAUGUGUGGUUUUCAUUACUCAGGUCUCUCUGUGUUAAAGGUUACUGACAUGUAGCAAAAAAGAACAGAGGUAGAAACACAACAUAGAAACGUGGCAGUGUGGAACAUGUGGGGUUUAUUUCGUGUCCACUGUCCAUCAUAUUCUCAAUAUCUCCCUCAUUGUGUGUUUUGGACAUUGGCUCUGGGUAACUCAGUUGGCAGUAAUAGCCAGGGGUGAGGGGUCAGUAGAUCUAGAGCAGGGAUCUCUACCAGUAGCUCGCUGCCCACCUAUGAGUAGCUUGCCAAGCAAUUCUGAAAGUACAUGCAUUUUUUCAUUUGUUCCAUCGCAAACUAUAAAAAACAUAAAGCUCCCGGCAACUAUCCAGUCAAAGCCACAUUGACAUUAUCUCACCCCUAGUUAACCACUAUUGGCUUAAAAAGCCAAACGUAACACAACAUCUGCCAAUACAUUUCCAUCAAUAUUGCCCCUCUCUGUCGGUUUGGGGCACGCGUUUGUUUAUAACGCCGUAUGUAGCCAGUUAGCGAUGCUAAUGAUAACCGUCUUGUGGGUAGACAGAAAGACUUUCCCCAAAAACCUUCUCAAUUAAAUGUUAACUUCAAAGUAGGCUUACCUGACAGAACUAUAAAUAAGGAUUAUUUGUAUCAAUUGAGUGGCCAUUGUUCUACAAACUGUGCCAUGACGUGCUGCAGCAGUAGUCCUAACAGCAGAAACAUCGCUAGACCGACACAUUUCUCUUCUUCUUUUCCGGCAGACUACAUGCUUUGUUGUGUAUUGCUGCCUUUCACAGUUUGGAAAGUGCGUUGCACAUUUGUUCACAAAAAAUUUGAAAUGGGAGGGGAAAAGGGAAAUUGCACCGCCAUCUAACCCUAUUUGGAAAGUAUUCAGACCCCUUGACUUUUUCCACAUUUUGUUACGUUACAGCCUUAUUCUAAAAUGGAUUAAAUCAUUUUUUCCCCUCAUCAAUAUACACACAAUACCUGUUAAUGACAAAGCAAAAACAGGUUUUUAGAAAUGUUAGCAAAUGUAUUAAAAAUUAAGAACUGAAAUAUCACAUUUACAUAAGUAUUCAGACCCUUUACUCAGUACUUUGUUGAAGCACCUUUGGCAGCGAUUACAGCCUUGAGUCUUCUUGGGUAUGAUGCUACAAGCUUGGCACACCUGUAUUUGGGGAGUUUCUCCCAUUCUUCUCUGAAGAUCCUCUCAAGCUCUGUCAGGUUGGAUGGGGAGUGUCGCUGCAAAGCAAUUUUCCGGUCUCUCCAGAGAUGUUCGAUCAGGUUCAAGUCCGGGCUCUGGCUGGGCCACUCAAGGACAUUCAGAGACUUGUCCCGAAGCCACUCCUGCGUUGCCUUGGCUGUGUGCUUAGGGUCGUUGUCCUGUUGGAAGGUGAACCUUUGCCCCAGUCUGAGGUGACCAUCGUGUUCUUGGUCACCUCCCUGACCAAGGCUUUUCUCCCCCGGUUGCUCAGUUUGGCCGGGUGGCCAGCUCUAGGAAGAGUCUUGGCGGUUCCAAACUUCUUCCACUUAAGAAUGAUGGACUGUUCAUGGGGACACAAUCCUGUCUCGCGCUCUACGGACAAUUCCUUCGACCUCAUGGCUUGGUUUUUGCUCUGACAUGCACGGUCAACUGUGGGACCUUUUUAUAUAGACAGGUGUGUGCCUUUCCAAAUCAUGUCCAAUCAAUUGAAUUUACCACAGGUGGACUCCAAUCAAGUUGUAGAAACAUCUCAAGAAUGAUCAGUGGAAACAGGAUGCACCUGAGCUCAAUUUCGAGUCUCAUAGCAAAGUGUCUGAAUACUUUUAUUUUAUGGGAUAUUGUGUGUAGAUGUUUUAAUUUUAUUUAAUCAAUUUUAGAAUAAGGCUGUAGCGUAACAAAAUCUGGGAAAAGUCAAGGGGUCUGAAUACUUUCCGAAUGCACUGUAUAUAUCACUAUCCACAACACACCACACUACCUCUUCUCACUACUUUGACCCCAACAGAUCCUACACCAGGCCGUUGGCCUGGGAGGCUGGAACACCUUCUCUCAAAGCCCCCUGUAGGCCUUCUGCACUGAAAUCUCAAACACUCGAAAACUUCUGUUGCUGCUACUACCAAUUCAAUAUUCUGGGAUUUCCUUUCCAUCUGUGCGGUACAAUUAAUGACCAUAGCAAUAAACGUCAAGAAGCCAACCUUACUAAAGCACAAACUGUUUGGGUCACUCUGUACUGGCCUACUAGUCACAGGGAUCCUCUCAGGCUCUCUCACCCUUUACCCACCAUCCUCUGCUUUCCUCACUGUCUCAGCAUAUGACACUUUCUGCACUGCUCUCACACUGGAAACUUCAACCUGUCUCACUCGCACAGGACAUUUCUGAUCCCCAGCAACAUAGCCACCCCCACAAUUGAAACACUUAUUCUGAUUUGAUUUAAGCAUUGACAUGGACUCAGAACAUCCAUUUUCAUUGUUUCUCUAUUAUUAAUUGUAAUAUUGAGAGUAAAAAAACUGAAAAAAUCCCAAACCAGUAAAAAUACAACCGAUAACUGAAUUCUGGAAAAUACUAAAGAUAAUUUUAUUGGGGCCUGUCAUGCCAAAUACUGUUUAAUAACCAUUAUUUACCAUGUACAGUGGGGAGAACAAGUAUUUGAUACACUGCCGAUUUUGCAGGUUUUCCUACUUACAAAGCAUGUAGAGGUCUGUAAUUUUUAUCAUAGGUACACUUCAACUGUGAGAGGGAAUCUAAAACAAAAAUCCAGAAAAUCACAUUGUAUGAUUUUUAAGUAAUUCAUGUGCAUUUUAUUGCAUGACAUAAGUAUUUGAUACAUCAGAAAAGCAGAACUUAAUAUUUGGUACAGAAACCUUUGUUUGCAAUUACAGAGAUCAUACGUUUCCUGUAGGUCUUGACCAGGUUUGCACACACUGCAGCAGGGAUUUUGGCCCACUCCUCCAUACAGACCUUCUCCAGAUCCUUCAGGUUUCGGGGCUGUCGCUGGGCAAUACGGACUUUCAGCUCCCUCCAAAGAUUUUCUAUUGGGUUCAGGUCUGGAGACUGGCUAGGCCACUCCAGGACCUUGAGAUGCUUCUUACGGAGCCACUCCUUAGUUGCCCUGGCUGUGUGUUUCGGGUCGUUGUCAUGCUGGAAGACCCAGCCACGACCCAUCUUCAAUGCUCUUACUGAGGGAAGGAGGUUGUUGGCCAAGAUCUCGCGAUGCAUGGCCCCAUCCAUCCUCCCCUCAAUACGGUGCAGUCGUCCUGUCCCCUUUGCAGAAAAGCAUCCCCAAAGAAUGAUGUUUCCACCUCCAUGCUUCACGGUUGGGAUGGUGUUCUUGGGGUUGUACUCAUCCUUCUUCUUCCUCCAAACCCGGCGAGUGGAGUUUAGAUCAAAAAGCUCUAUUUUUGUCUCAUCAGACCACAUGACCUUCUCCUAUUCCUCCUCUGGAUCAUCCAGAUGGUCAUUGGCAAACUUCAGACGGGCCUGGACAUGCGCUGGCUUGAGCAGGGAGACCUUACGUGCGCUGCAGGAUUUUAAUCCAUGACGGCGUAGUGUGUUACUAAUGGUUUUCUUUGAGACUGUGGUCCCAGCUCUCUUCAGGUCAUUGACCAGGUCCUGCCGUGUAAUUCUGGGCUGAUCCCUCACCUUCCUCAUGAUCAUUGAUGCCCCAAGAGGUGAGAUCUUGCAUGGAGCCCCAGACCGAGGGUGAUUGACCGUCAUCUUGAACUUCUUCCAUUUUCUAAUAAUUGCGCCAACAGUUGUUGCCUUCUCACCAAGCUGCUUGCCUAUUGUCAUGUAGCCCAUCCCAGCCUUGUGCAGGUCUACAAUUUUAUCCCUGAUGUCCUUACACAGCUCUCUGGUCUUGGCCAUUGUGGAGAGGUUGGAGUCUGUUUUGAUUGAGUGUGUGGACAGGAGUCUUUUAUACAGGUAACGAGUUCAAACAGGUGCAGUUAAUACAGGUAAUGAGUGGAGAACAGGAGGGCUUCUUAAAGAAAAACUAACAGGUCUGUGAGAGCCGGAAUUCUUACUGGUUGGUAGGUGAUCAAAUACUUAUGUCAUGCAAUAAAAUGCACAUUAAUUACUUAAAAAUCAUACAAUGUGAUUUUCUGGAUUUUUGUUUUAGAUUCCGUCUCUCACAGUUGAAGUGUACCUAUGAUAAAAAAUUACAGACCUCUACAUGCUUUGUAAGUAGGAAAACCUGCAAAAUCGGCAGUGUAUCAAAUACUUGUUCUCCCCACUGUAUAUAGACAGAGAACACAUCUCUUGCACACCCAGGACCCGGGGAAGAGUUGCAGGGUAUGGGAGAAGAGAACCAAUGUGCCUAUUCGAAGGCUAUAAAAUAAAUGGGUAGCUUGCGAUUUUUUUAAAAAAGUAGCUCUCGUGCUAGAAAAGGUUGGAGACCCUUGAACUAGAGCUUCACAAGCACAAAUACAAAAACACACAUUAAUGUCAAGUGUUAUUAGUGUGGAAGGUCAGGAGAGGGGAAGCCAAGGGGAAGCGUACACCUCAGCUAUGCAGUGCUUCGUGCCUGUGGCAUAAUAUGUCUGUGUGUGAACAUUACUGUAUGGCCUCAAGGACCUGUAUCACUGUUUUUGAGCUAGAAUUUUGUUUCCUUCCUACCUAUGGCAUGAGUUGUUUUUAAACAUCUCUCCUGACCUUUGGCCUGUUGCUGCUCAGUUCAACUGAGGACUGAAUCAUAAGCGUUUAGUCAUAAAGCAACUCAUUUUGUACAUUCCAUGUCAAUAUUUGAAAUGCUGUUAAGCUGCUAUGAUAUAGGCUUAUCAGGCUUAGACACACAUCAGUUGUUGUUUUUCUGUCAGCUUAUGUUAAAAAAUGUUUGUCUUCAAAUGGUACAAAGAUGUAAAAUACAAGCACUGCUUACACAUCAUAUACUGGACUGUUAAUCUGUAGUGCCAUAACAUUCCUAGAUAACUGUUGAAGAAAGAGACAGAAUACUGUUCAGUCUUGUAUUUUACUGUACACAGUAUACCAAAGACAGAGCCUGUAGUCUCUUCCCACAGUCACUGCAUGACAUCAGUCUGGAAAGCAAAAGUAAAGAGCUUCAGACCUGAGCAGAAAAUAGUUGUAAUUUGUAGUUUAUUUGAAAAUACCAACUUUUCAAAUACUCAAGGUUGAAUAGAGUUUCAACUAAAAGGAACUAUUUUCUUUGAUAUUCAAAUACAGGUCUCAGAAAAACAAAUAAUAUUUGAAAGUAUUUUGAAUACCUCUCAGAAAACCAAAUACUGUUUGACGGUAUUUGAAUAUAUGCCUUCUUGAAAACAUUUUUUAUUUUUUAUUUGAUGGCUGCUAAAUAUUUAAUUAAGAACCAUAAACUUCAACAGUUGAAUCAUUCUAAAUAUAUGAUCAUAAGCACAUGGUUUGGAGAGCUCUUAGAUAUGAAUCUUAAUAUAAUUUAUAGUCUAGAAUUAAAUACAUGAGGGACAUGUAAUCACCUCAACAUCAGAAUACACCACUGUUGCAGCUUCAAAAUAAACUAACAAAUAUUUUCAUAAUGAGUGAGACAUAUGGUAAUCCAGUAAAAGUUGGCAUCAUGUGUAGUAACUUUGAUUAUUACAACAGCAACAUUAUUGUUACUAGGACUUUGGAAAUUGCUUUACAAUUGCAUAAAUAAUGGAGUUAUUACAUAAGUGGAAUAAGGAACAGUUACUUUACAGUAGUUACAAAAACGUUCAGCUCAUUGCUAUGCAAAUAAAAUGCAAUUAACAAAGUAUUAUGUAACAACAUGCUAAUAAAAUGUUGCUCCAAAAGUAAUUACAGUUGUGGUCAAUUUGCAGUGUGCAAAUUAUUUAUAAUUAUGUUCCGGGCCACCCCACCAUCCGCUCCGACAAAAAUCGUCCCGCGGCUGAAUCUAGUUGCCUACCCUUGGUAUAGUGUGUUUAAAAUAACACUUACCCUCCGAUGGACAAAGAGGUUCAAAGUUGCUUAACAUCCAACUUGCUGUUUGCAAUGAGCUUUGAAUUACUCUGCAGUAUUUUCAGGUAUUAUACAAUUUCUUGCAGCUUUCAACCUUUUCAGUGGCAUGUUGAAAGAGUCAGAGUAGUUGAGUCACAACUUAUUUAUACUUAUCUGUACAAAAUAGCAUUAGUUAAUUGGUUUGACUUGAUUAUGUACACCUGGGGCAAUGGACAUUCAGGAGAAUGGACAUUUACAGAAUGUUCAGAUAGAAAUGUAUUGUGUAGAUCAAAUAUGGCUGUCCGAUAGAUUGGAAUAGUAUAGGAGAUUGUGUGUGCUCUUCAUUAUAUUUCUAUUUUCAAAAUGCAGUUCCAGAUACAGCCCUGUCAUUAGUUGAAGGCAGCCAGUCCAAUAGUUUCAGAAAAGUAGUCACUUCCUGAGAUCUGUAUUCAAAUAUUUUGAACAAGUAGUUGCUUUCUCAGAUCCGUAUUCAAAUAGUUUUGAAAAGUAGUUACUUUCUGAGAUCUGUAUUCAAAUAGUUGUAGUCACCUCCAAAGUAACUAUUUGUUCCCCUGGAAAAUGUUUCACUUUUCACAAAGCAUAGUUAAAACUAUAGUUAUCCCAGGUCUGAAGAACAUGAGACUCUGCAGAACUCAGGGCGUCCAAACAGAGGAUAACUCAAUCUAAAUAAUAAGGUUGCCAAAUGUGUGUUAUUGCUUUGAUGCAUACCAGUUACAGUACUUCACAGCAAUUAUUCAAUCCCCUAAUAUACAUACAGUAGAUGCUUUAGUUGUGUGGUCUAUGGAGAGUCAGUAAAUGUCUGGGAGGUUUCAGCCGAGGCAGAGUUACAUAAACACAGGUCUUAUUAUUCCAGUAUUGCAUACCAUUUAUAGGAUGGAAAACAUAUUCUGUGGAGGUCCGGAGAGGAGAUAUCUGUCCUGGGGCUCAGUAGGUCACUGUUUAUUUGGAGGAGAUUACUUUGUUAUUGGAGGAAGGUCACUUUCUCCCGGGGACAGCCCUGUGUGUUCUCCUAACACUUCUUUAGUCUCUGCUACCCAGGCUGGGCCACCGCUGGGCCCUGUCAGUGUCCAUCCCCAGCCCUAUCCCCAUCCCUGGGCCCAGCCCGAGCUUCUAUAUCACCAGAACCACCAGGAAGACAGGGGAACCCAGGGGUGA